CCUGGUGGGGUCAGGCUUUGCUCCCAGGUCAUUGUCCACCACGGACACGGCCAUCCUGCUGGCUGAGGGAGGGGCUGUCUACCUGCUGGCUGAGGAUGGUGAGGGGCUGGCGGAUAAGGUAGGGAUGGGGCGUCUUGGAGGGGUUGUGUUGGAGGAAAGGAGGGUCUGGAGUGGUUUUGGGGGCCUGCACAAAUCCCUGGUGGGGUCAGGCUUUGCUCCCAGGUCAUUGUCCACCACGGACACGGCCAUCCUGCUGGCCAAGGACAGUGAGGGGCUGGUGGAUAAGCUGGACAAGGGCGACGUGACCACCCUGAACCUGCCGGCGGGCGCCGGUGGGCACGGUGACACCGACGGCCCCGUGUGCCUGGACGUGCCCGAUGGCACCCCCGACCCUCAGCGCACCAAAGCCGCCAUCGAGCACCUGCACCAGAAGAUCCUCAAGAUCACGGAGCAGAUCAAGAUCGAGCAGGAGGCGCGCGACGACAACGUGGCCGAGUACCUGAAGCUGGCCAACAACGCCGACAAGCAGCAGGCGUCGCGCAUCAAGCAGGUGUUCGAGAAGAAGAACCAGAAGUCGGCGCAGACCAUCGCGCAGCUGCACAAGAAGCUGGAGCACUACCACAAGAAGCUGAAGGAGAUCGAGCAGAACGGCCCCAGCCGCCAGCCCAAGGAUGUUUUCCGGGACAUGCACCAAGGGCUGAAGGACGUGGGCGCCAACGUGCGCUCCAGCAUCAGCGGCUUCAGCGGCGGCGUGGUGGAGGGCGUCAAGGGCGGCCUCUCGGGGCUCUCGCAGGCCACGCACACGGCCGUGGUGUCCAAGCCGCGCGAGUUCGCCAGCCUGAUCCGCAACAAGUUCGGCAGCGCCGACAACAUCGCGCACCUCAAGGACACGCUGGACGACGGGCACCCCGAGGAGGCGUCGCGCGCGCUGAGCGGCAGCGCCACGCUGGUGUCCAGCCCCAAGUACGGCAGCGAUGACGAGUGCUCCAGCGCCACCUCGGGCUCGGCCGGCGGCAGCAACUCGGGGGCAGGCCCCGGCGGCUUGGGGAGCCCCAAGUCCAACACGCUGGACAGCCACCACAACAACUUCGACACCAUCCUGGAGGAGCUGCGCGAGAUCAAGGACAGCCAGUCGCACCUGGAGGACUCCAUGGAGGACCUGAAGGCGCAGCUGCAGAGGGAUUACACCUACAUGACCCAGUGCUUGCAGGAGGAGCGGUACAGGUACGAGCGCCUGGAGGAGCAGCUGAACGACCUGACGGAGCUGCACCAGAACGAGAUGACCAACCUGAAGCAGGAGCUGGCCAGCAUGGAGGAGAAGGUGGCCUACCAGUCCUAUGAGAGGGCUCGGGACAUCCAGGAGGCCGUGGAGUCGUGCCUGACGCGGGUGACCAAGCUGGAGCUGCAGCAGCAGCAGCAGCAGGUGGUGCAGCUGGAAGGGGUGGAGAACGCCAACGCGCGGGCCCUGCUGGGCAAGUUCAUCAACGUCAUCCUGGCCCUGAUGGCCGUGCUGCUCGUCUUCGUCUCCACCAUCGCCAACUUCAUCACGCCGCUCAUGAAGACCCGCAUGCGCAUCCUCAGCACCGCCCUGCUCGUCCUCUUCCUCUUCUUCCUCUGGAAGCACUGGGACUCCAUCAGCUACUUGCUGGAGCACGUGCUGCUCCCCAGCUGAUCCCACAGCCCCCGGGGAGUUUUGGUUUCCCGACGAGGAGAGGGACACAAAGGGGGUGAGGGUCCGGAGCCUUCUCCGUGCUCGGUUCAGCUGCAGCCCCUCCACGGCAGCCUCUUGGAUCUGGGAUCCCUCCGGGAUGUUUGGGAAGGGUGGGGUGGGGAGCAAGGAGGAGUUUUGGAAGGCACCAGCGAUUUCUGGCUUUUUCUGAAGGGUUUUGGAUGGCUUUUUUGGGUGGUUUUUUGAAGGUUGUGCUGAAGUCCCCAGGAAGGAGCUCAUCUCCAGGGGUCUUCAGUUGGUGGGAUGGAUUGAGCUGGACCAAAGCUGGCUGUGGGAGAACUCCCAGCAGGGAGAGGAGAGGGGUUCAUUGGGGCAGGAGUUUCCCUUUCAGGCAGGAGUUUCCCUUUCAGGCAGGAUUUUCCCUUUCAGGCAAAAAAAGUGGCAUUUUCCCCUUUGGAAAACGCCAAAAGCAGAUUUUCCCCUUGGUGGCAAAAAGUCCUGGGAUAGAGCAAAAGCAAAGCAGGUGGAGGCAGCAGGGCCACGACAAACGGACACAGCAGGACACACGGGUGCCACCAGCCUGCGGCCGCAGCGCGGGGCUGUGACACCGCCCGCUGUCCCCAAUGUCCCCGCUGUCCCCGCAGGGCUGGGCGCGGCCAGCAGCGGCACAAACCACACCCCCGCGCUGGCUCCAUCCCCUGCCCUCCCAGCUCUGUGGCUUCAGUCGAUCCGAUCUCUUCAGGGACUCGUCCAGCCUCUGCCCCGUGUCGUGUGUGCGUGUGCGUGUGUGCGGUUUUUAAUUUAAUUCAGUUCCAGACUCUGUUUCCAUUUGUGAAUCGAAGCUGGUGGGGCAGGGCGAGCAGGGGCGGCUGCUGCCCUCCAGCCCCACCCCGGAGCACAGCAUGCUGUCUCAGAUGGUUCUUAAAUUAUUUCAUACCUAUAUAUUUAUGUAAUAUAUCUAUACACACACACACAUAUAUAUAUAAAUAUAUAUAUAUAAAAUACCUGCA
Molecule: messenger RNA, 2679 nt
Organism: Zonotrichia leucophrys gambelii
Lineage: Eukaryota; Metazoa; Chordata; Aves; Passeriformes; Passerellidae
Product: transmembrane and coiled-coil domains protein 2
Exons: 5
Coding region: 125-1672 (515 amino acids)
Biological process (GO): amyloid precursor protein metabolic process
Cellular component (GO): endomembrane system
Source: RefSeq, a predicted model, not a curated record